GGCUGAGGAAGGAAACAGCCACAAGCACCAUUUCUGUCAACAGCACACUAGACAAAGAUGAAAAAAGUGAAAGAAUAGAGAAGAGGAAAAAAGGAACCAUUUAAAAUGACAGGUCACACCGAAGCCUACAGCUGCAUACAGUGUGGUUCAAUGAAUAAGGAGGCAUGAUGACAUCCAAUAAAAACUUUAAAGCACCUUUAAAACAGCUGAGCAGCCUGGACAGCUACAUAAUCGACAACUCUCAAAAGAAGAAAAACAUACUGUGGCGACGACGCUCUUUCAGCAGUGCCAAAAAUUCGAAUACUGAAGAGAUCAAAGAUGGGACAUUGUCAUGCAGUAAGCUGCACAGAACACACUCAACAUCUCUAGUGGAUUAUACCGAUCCUCAGAGAACAAUGGUUAUAUUGGAGAAACAAGACAAUGAAGACUUUGGAUUCGAAGUUCAGACAUAUGGUCUCAAGGUGAAGAACAGCAGUAUGGUGGAGAUGUGUACAUUUGUUUGCAAAGUGCAGGAUGGCAGUGCAGCCGAAACUACAGGUUUGACUGCUGGUGACAUCAUAUUGUCAGUAAAUGGAUUCAGUAUUGAAGGAUCUACCCACCAGCACAUUAUUGAGUUGAUUCGAGAUUCCACUAACAUGCUGAAGUUGGAGACGGUCAGUGGGAGUGUUGUGAAGAGAAUUGAAUUAGAGAAAAAGAUGCACUAUCUUAAGCAAACCCUUCGUGAGAAAUGGGUGGAACUGCAAUCUCUCACACUUCAGGAAAAACGUCUUACUCGAGGUAAUCUGAAUGAAAGUGCUCAGCAUCUGUCUGUUGACUCUCUGAUGUCUCUCUCAUCUCCAACUGGCCGCUCUGGGCAGCGUUUUUCCAGUGACAGCAGUUGCCGUAGCAUAAUGACAGAUGAUAGUGAGGACGGAGCCUUCAUGUCAUCAGUAUUUGAUGACUCAAGUCCGUUCAGCCCAACUGAGCCAAAUGGAGGCUUCUUCCAGCUGGAAGGGGGGGCCUUGCGGCCCCUGACAAGAACACGCAGCGUUAGCCUGACCAGCAGUAACAGUUCACUCUCUCCGAGCUGGGAAAAUUCAACUUCUUCCAUGUUUGGGACGCUGCCAAGGAGAGGCAGGAAAGGUAGUGUCCGCAAGCACCUUCUAAAGUUCAUACCUGGACUGAAUCACUCCGUAGAGGAAGAAGAGGGCAGCUAAAACAUAAUUUCUACAACCAUUGACUGCUGAUCUGAUGAAUACUUUGACCUUGGGCAGUGGGAGAUUCAACCAGUUUGAAAUCUUCUGUUCUGAAAACAUUAUAGAAUUAAUGCAAUACAAGAACUGACGGGCAUUCAUGACUUUCCUGCUUUAAGUGUUGAAAUGAGGGGAGGAGUCUCACAUGAGCAUUACGGACUGCAUGGCAGCAAUCUUUGUGUUAUUUUCUGUGUUAUUUUUUUUUUCUCAAGGGACCAAAGCAUUAUGACUUCCCCAAGAUUCAGCACUGAAAUAAACAACUGGCAUUAACCAAACUGAAAAGCAACUGCAUUGAGAUAAUAUUUAGAAUUGUGCACAUUGCUUCCACUGCUCUAAUUGAGUGGUUUAGAUUUCAGUCCCACAAACUCAUGAAUGUGUCCUAGAUACUUGAUCUUGUAACUAAUCAAGAUCUCAUAGUCUCACAUCUGAUAUCUAUAUCUCACAUCUAUAGAUCUCGUAUCUGCUGUAGCAUGCAAAUGUGAGGGGGCUUAGUGGUUGAAGACAUAGGGGUGUGAGGAAGCCCUGACUCAACAUAGGCUUGUUGCUUCUCAAUGUUAAGCAUGCACCUUGCUGCGGUCCAAAAUGUCU
Messenger RNA from Sinocyclocheilus anshuiensis, 1820 nucleotides. Its product is annotated as cytohesin-interacting protein-like. Gene Ontology annotation, molecular function: protein binding. Lineage: Eukaryota; Metazoa; Chordata; Actinopteri; Cypriniformes; Cyprinidae. The record is from RefSeq and is a predicted model, not a curated record. The coding region runs from base 165 to 1196 and encodes 343 amino acids. The transcript has 9 exons.